This is a messenger RNA of Cajanus cajan (pigeon pea), 2289 nucleotides long. The record is from RefSeq and is a predicted model, not a curated record. Lineage: Eukaryota; Viridiplantae; Streptophyta; Magnoliopsida; Fabales; Fabaceae.
UUGAAAAGGAAAGGAUUGAGAUAAAAGUGGAAUGGAAUGCAUAAGAUUUUAGGGUGAAUGAGAUUAUUACCUUACCUGAUCCAAAAUGCAGAGUGUGAAUUGAGGGUUUAACCGAGAAUUAGCGGUUAAGGCGGUGGCAAUUGGAAGAGGUGUCUCCAUCUUCAUCUCCAUCUCCAUCUCCGUCUGGUGUAGUAGUAGCAGCAGCAGUAGGGUUCCAGCUUCCAAGAAUGGAUCGCCAAUGGCGUCCUUCCCCUCCGCCAAUCCAACCCAAUCUCUGCCCUACCUGCUUCCUCUCACACUUCCCAUUUUGCCCUCCACCACCCCACCCUUUCCCUUACAAGAGACCCCGAAUCGACGACAAUUUCUCCGACGACCAACGCCGAUUGAAGCUGAUUCGCGAUCACGGCACCAACCCCCCUCAACCCCACCACACCCACACCGCCUUCCCUCCCCACAAUGCUCAUUUCAGAUCUUCCCCCCAUCCAUCGCACCACUAUCCCCAUCCCUACCCCUACCCCUUUUCCGAUAACAUCGACGCUUCCAGAUUCUUCAGGCCUCCACCUCCGCCUCCGCCUCCGCCUCCGCCUCCACCUCCUCCCCCUCUCCCUUCUUCUCCGCCGCCACCUCUUCCCAUGGAACCACCCAUCAACCAGUUCAAAACCUACUUUUCCCCACCCUCUCUUUUCCCCGUUCCCGUUAGUUCCUCUCCUUCGUCCUUUUCGCAGCCUCCCGAGCCCUAUUAUCACGCUAAACCACCCCUUCCGGAGUAUCCCAUUCCCACCGUUUUUCCUUCCGAGCAGGAACCCUCGAAGCAGUACUUGGGGGAUUCCCAACCUUAUUCGUUAAACAAGUUUGCUGCUCACAGGCCUAAGUUCAUCGAUGCUUCACAUUUGUUCCGGCAUCCGCAUCGAGCUUCGCGCCCUGAUCAUUUUGUCAUCAUCUUUCGCGGCCUUCCAGGUAGUGGUAAGAGUUACUUGGCAAAGAUGUUGCGUGAUCUUGAGGUUGAAAAUGGCGGUGAUGCUCCACGAAUUCAUUCUAUGGAUGAUUAUUUUAUGACUGAGGUUGAAAAGGUUGAGGAUAGUGAGACAUCAAAAUCUUCAAGUUCAGGCAGAAACAAGAAGCCCGUAAUGAAGAAGGUCAUGGAGUAUUGUUAUGAACCUGAAAUGGAGGAGGCUUAUCGGUCAAGCAUGUUGAAAUCUUUCAAGAAAACUGUUGAGGAAGGAGUUUUCACCUUUAUUAUUGUGGAUGACCGCAAUCUGCGGGUAGCUGAUUUUGCUCAAUUUUGGGCAACUGCAAAGAGAUCGGGGUAUGAAGUUUAUAUUUUGGAAGCUACAUACAAGGACCCUGCGGGUUGUGCAGCGAGGAAUGUCCAUGGAUUUACACAGGAAGACAUAGAAAAGAUGUCUAAGCAAUGGGAAGAAGCUCCAUCCAUGUAUCUGCAGCUUGAUGUGAAGUCAUUAUUUCAUGGAGAUGAUCUAAAGGAAAGCAGAAUAAAGGAGGUUGACAUGGAUAUGGAAGAUGAUAUGGGUGAUGCAUUUCCUCUUGUUCAAGGAAGAGAAGCUGAGAAAGUUGUUGACCCUCCUGUUGGGGAAGAUGCAAGUGUGCUAAAGGCUGGGAAGAGUUGGGAUGCUGAAAGGGAACAUCCGACAGAAGUCAGGGAAUUGGGUAAAAGCAAAUGGUCAGAAGAUUUCGGUGAAGAUGACAAUGAUCAAACUGAAGGUAUGAAGGGCAAUAUUAAUGCUCUGUCUGGGUUAAUUCAUCAAUAUGGCAAGCAACGAAAAUCUGUACAUUGGGGUGAUCAGGGUGGCAAGACAGGGUUUUCAAUAGGGGCUGCAAGGAAGGUAAAUGCUUUGUCUUUAGUAAUCGGACCUGGUGCUGGAUACAACCUGAAGUCUAAUCCAUUACCUGAAGAGGAUAGUCCAACCCGUAAUAGUUUUGAGUCAAAGAAGCAUAACAUAUUUCAAGAGCGGAUCCGGGCUGAACGUGAAUCUUUCAAAGCUGUUUUUGAUAGGAGACGGCAAAGGAUUGGUGGACUUGAUGUGGAGGAGGACUAAAAUACAAUUUAGGGUGUGGGGAGGAGGACUUGAUGUGUGCAAACUUAAUCCCUCCCCCCAUUGCAAUGAGCUCAUGUAUUAGACUAGUUUGGUUGGCUGGAAAAAGAACGUCAUGCCCCCAUUCAAGGAUUAAUAUGAAAUUUGUAUAUACGAUGUAGGUUUUUCUUUCCUUAUACUAUUCAACACCUUAUUUGACAUUUAUGACAUAAAUUACAAUUACUCUGAAAAAAGAAAA